AUGUCGACUAUAGCCUCGUCACGCGCCAGCUCCUCUAUACGCAGUCCUUCAUCCACACGCAAUUCGUUCGAUAGCUCCGCGAGACCUCCGCCAAAUGCACGCCGCAAUCGCGCAGCCUUACGAGACUACUACGGAAUCAAGAACGCCCAGAAAGAAACGGAUGCCAAAAUAUCAGAAGAGUCGCCAAGGACAGGACUAGGGUCGGAGGAAGACGAAACCCUGACAGAGCUCGACGCUGCCGACUUCAAGGCUGAGGCCUUUGUGGAAAGCUUGCUUGCAAAGGAGGGUUUGAAAGGCGUAUUGAAGGCAGAAGCUGACCUUGUAUCACAAAUACGGAAUCUCGACAGCGACAGGAAGUCACUCGUCUACAACAAUUACUCGAAACUGCUGUCUGCGACCAGUACGAUUCGACGGAUGCGCGGAAACAUGGACCCUCUGGCUCCCACCACCCACACACUCGGUCCUGCCAUAGCACACAUCGCUGAAACCGCUGCCUCGCUCUCCUCUUCUAUGCAGAGCCUCCAGAACAAACCAGAGGGUCUGGGCAUUGAUAUACACGUACAGGGAGAGCCAAAAGAAGAAGAAGAGGCUGCUAGAAAACGGAAGCAGCAAGAGACCGUCAGAUGGGUGCUGGGUACACCCAAACGUUUGCGUGAUCUUGUUGAUCAAGAGCAAGAAGAGGAAGCCGCGAAAGAAUGGGAGGGAGCCAGCAAGAUCCUCGACAAAUGGAAGAAUGUUGCUGGCGUUGAAGAGCUCAGGGCAGCUUGUGAAAGCAUUAUAAAUGAGGAUGCGGAAUCCGACUGA
Molecule: messenger RNA, 804 nt
Organism: Macroventuria anomochaeta
Lineage: Eukaryota; Fungi; Ascomycota; Dothideomycetes; Pleosporales; Didymellaceae
Exons: 2
Coding region: 1-804 (267 amino acids)
Biological process (GO): retrograde transport, endosome to Golgi; Golgi organization; Golgi vesicle transport
Cellular component (GO): GARP complex; EARP complex; membrane
Source: RefSeq, a predicted model, not a curated record